Molecule: messenger RNA, 468 nt
Organism: Paracoccidioides lutzii Pb01
Exons: 2
Coding region: 1-468 (155 amino acids)
Source: RefSeq, a predicted model, not a curated record
AUGAACAAUGUGAGGAAAAUUGCGAACAACAAUUGGAUGACAUUGAUGGUCAACCUAUGUUCAGAUGGAAUGCCAGAUUUAACAAAAGAAUAUAUGCCAAAAAGGAGACAAACCAAGGAUCUGAGAAUAGGACCCUGGAGAAUAGGACUCCAGAGCCUGCAGACCUGGGUUGAUGAAAUAUCAGAGAAUAUGAUUGACUCUAGUGACCAAGUAUCAGGAGUUAGUGAAGAAAUUCUGAUGAGAUUAGAGAUUGCAAAACUUCAGCAAGAAGUUGAAAUGAUAAGAGCUAGCAGAGAGAUACUCAUUAUCAAUACUGAUAGUAAUGAAAUAAAUGAAGAUCUUGCAAACUAUCUACAGAAAAAAGACAGAACUAUUGUCAUAAUGAAGAUCUUAACUGAAUUUAGAGAUCAAGUGAAGCAUAUCAAGAAAUCUGUUAUUCUGAUUGAUUCUGUGAACUAUUCAAUAUGA